AUGUCUCGCCAGUCUGUCUGCAGGAGCUUUGGAGGGGGCAGCAGAAGGGGCUUCAGCUCCUGCUCUGCAAUCGGUGGCGGCUUUGGAGGCGGCGGCCGGAGCAGGAGCAGCUACAGCUCGUACUCAGUGUCCAGGGGAUUCGGAGGUGGAGGACGGUGCGGGGGCUUCGGCAGCCGGAGCCUCCACAACAUGGGGGGCAGCGCCAGGAUUUCCAUGGGCGGGUGCUACGGCGGCGGGUACGGCGGCAGGAUGGGCGGCUUUGGCGGGAGCUACGGGGGCCUCGGCAGCUUUGGGGGCGGGAUGGGUGGAGGAGGAGGAGGAAUGUGCGGCUUUGGAGGAAUGGGCGGAGGUGGAAUGGGCGGUGGAGGAGGAAUGGGUGGCUUCACUGGAGGAAUGGGCGGCUUUGGUGGCGGGAUGGGUGGCGGAGGGAUGGGUGGCUUUGGUGGCCCAGGCUUCGGCAUGGGUGGCCCCGGGAGGGGCGGCCCUGGGAUCCAGCCGGUGCAGAUUGACACGACCCUCCUGCGGCCGGUCCACGUCGAGAUCGACCCCCAGAUCCAGCAAGUCAAAAACCAGGAGAAGGAGCAGAUCAAGACCCUGAACAACCAGUUUGCCUCCUUCAUCGACAAGGUCCGAUUCCUGGAGCAGCAGAACAAGGUGCUCUCCACCAAGUGGGAGCUGCUCCAGCAGCAAGGACCAUCGGGGCCGAGGAAGAACCUGGAUGUGAUCUUUGAGAAUUACAUCCAGAACCUGCGGAGGCAGCUGGACUCAAUCCUGGCGCAGCGGAGCCAGCUGGAGUCGGAGCUGCAGAACAUGCAGCAGUACGUCGAGGAUUACAAAACCAAGUAUGAGGAAGAGAUCAACCGGCGCACAACAGCCGAGAACGAGUUCGUGGUGCUGAAGAAGGACGUGGACAGUGCCUACAUGACCAAAGUUGAGCUGGAAGCCAGGGUGGGAGCUCUGACAGACGAAAUCAACUUCCUGAGGUGCAUCUACGAGGAGGAGCUGUCUCAGAUGCAGACGAUCAGCCGGGACCUGUCCGUGGUGGUGUCCAUGGACAACAACCGGCACCUGGACCUGGACAGCAUCAUCGAGGAGGUGCGGCGCCAGUACGAGCAGAUCGCCCAGAGCAGCCGCGCUGAGGCCGAGGCCUGGUACCAGAGCCAGUACGAGCAGCUCCAGAGCACGGCCGGCCGGCACGGGGACAACCUCCGCAACACCAAGAUUGAGAUCCAGGAGCUGACCAGGAACAUCCAGAGGCUGCGGGCUGAGAUUGAGAACGUGAAGAAGCAGAACCAGCAGCUGCAGGCAGCCAUCGCCGAGGCUGAGGAGAGGGGAGAGAUGGCCCUGAAAGAUGCCAGGUUGAAGCUGGAGGAGCUGGAGAGUGCCCUGCAGAAGGACAAGGAGGAGCUGGCUCGCCUGCUGAAGGAGUACCAGGAGCUGCUGAACGUCAAGAUCGCGCUGGACGUUGAGAUCGCCAUGUACAGGAAGCUGCUGGAGGGGGAGGAGAACAGGUUGUGCAACGACAGCAUGGCCAACGUCAACGUCUCUGUGGUGGGCAGGACGACUGUCUCUGGAGGCAGAGGAGGCAUGGGAGGAGGAUUCGGAGGCAGCGGCAUGGGAGGAGGAUUCGGAGGCGGCAGCUGCGGAAUGGGAGGAUUCGGAGGCGGCAGCGGCAUGGGAGGAGGAAUGGGAGGAGGUGGCAUCUGCGGAGGAGGCAGCAGCUUCGGAGGAGGCAGCAUGGGCGGCAGCUGCGGGAUGGGGGGAGGAAUGUACGGCGGGGGCUUCUCCUCUGGGAGCGGAAGGAUGUGCGGCUCUGGCGGGGGAUCCUCCUCCGUGCGCAGAUGCGUCACCACCACCUCGGUCAAAUCUUCGGGAGUGAGAUUCUGAGCCCCGAAGGUUGACAAGGAAAGAAGCACCUCCUCUCUCCUCCUGACAGCGGCCCAGCCUCCCAAAGCCCAGCUCCGGUGUCCUGCAGCGGGAUGAACUCUGU
This is a messenger RNA of Hirundo rustica (Barn swallow), 1990 nucleotides long. Its product is annotated as keratin, type II cytoskeletal 6C-like. The transcript has 9 exons. NCBI's taxonomy places the organism in Eukaryota, Metazoa, Chordata, Aves, Passeriformes, Hirundinidae. Gene Ontology annotation, biological process: intermediate filament organization; keratinization. Gene Ontology annotation, cellular component: keratin filament. Gene Ontology annotation, molecular function: structural constituent of skin epidermis. The record is from RefSeq and is a predicted model, not a curated record. The coding region runs from base 1 to 1887 and encodes 628 amino acids.